This is a messenger RNA of Haliotis rufescens (red abalone), 5194 nucleotides long. RefSeq names its product mucin-5AC-like. Bases 101 to 1957 code for a protein of 618 amino acids. The record is from RefSeq and is a predicted model, not a curated record. The transcript has 16 exons. Lineage: Eukaryota; Metazoa; Mollusca; Gastropoda; Lepetellida; Haliotidae.
GGGCAGUGCUUGUUUUCACACGUUUGCUACCGUGUGGGACCCGCACACAACAUACUAUCCCAUGUUAGUAUAUUGAUUGCACCAGCACAGGACAGAGGACAUGGCUGGACGACGCAAUUUGUUCUUGAUAUUGCUGAGUCUCAACUUAACAGCCGCGCCGGGCUCAGUGGCAGGUACAACAACCAACUCCGUCAGGGACACAUCAACCGACUACAGCACAGCGACAGCUGCUGCAAGUGAGUCCAUCAGGACUACUUCAACCGCACAACCUACAGAGGCUGCAUCCACCUCAGCUACGACAUUCGAAACAACACGGCAGACAGCGCCGGCCUCAGUGGCAGGUACAACAACCAACUCCGUCAGGGACACAUCAACCGACUACAGCACAGCGACAGCUGCUGCAAGUGAGUCCAUCAGGACUACUUCAACCGCACAAUCUACAGAGGCAACCUCAGCUACGACACUCAAAUUAACACGACAGACAGCGCCGGCCUCCAGCACAGCGAGAGCUAAAACAAGCGAGUCAACCAGUACUAUUUCAACCAAACCAUCUACAGAGGAUGAAGCCACUUCGGCCACACCUACAACAUCUACAGAGGCAUUCUCAACUACUACACUCGAAUCAACACGACAGACAGCGCCGGCCUCCAGCACAGCGAGAGCUAAAACAAGCGAGUCAACCAGUACUAUUUCAACCGAACCAUCUACAGAGGAUGAAGCCACUUCAGCCACACCUACAACAUCUACAGAGGCAUUCUCAACUACUACACUCGAAUCAACACGACAGACAGCGCCGGCCUCCAGCACAGCGAGAGCUAAAACAAGCGAGUCAACCAGUACUAUUUCAACCAAACCAUCUACAGAGGAUGAAGCCACUUCGGCCACACCUACAACAUCUACAGAGGCAUUCUCAACUACUACACUCGAAUCAACACGGCAGACAGCGCCGGCCUCCAGCACAGCGAGAGCUAAGACAAGCGAGUCAACCAGUACUAUUUCAACCGAACCAUCUACAGAGGAUGAAGCCACUUCAGCCACACCUACAACAUCUACAGAGGCAUUCUCAACUACUACACUCGAAUCAACACGACAGACAGCGCCGGCCUCCAGCACAGCGAGAGCUAAAACAAGCGAGUCAACCAGUACUAUUUCAACCAAACCAUCUACAGAGGAUGAAGCCACUUCGGCCACACCUACAACAUCUACAGAGGCAUUCUCAACUACUACACUCGAAUCAACACGGCAGACAGCGCCGGCCUCCAGCACAGCGAGAGCUAAAACAAGCGAGUCAACCAGUACUAUUUCAACCGAACCAUCUACAGAGGAUGAAGCCACUUCAGCCACACCUACAACAUCUACAGAGGCAUUCUCAACUACUACACUCGAAUCAACACGACAGACAGCGCCGGCCUCCAGCACAGCGAGAGCUAAAACAAGCGAGUCAACCAGUACUAUUUCAACCGAACCAUCUACAGAGGAUGAAGCCACUUCAGCAACGCCUACAACCUCUACAGAGGCAACCUCAACUACUACACUCGAAUCAACACGGCAGACGGCGCCGGUCUCCAGCACAGCGAGAGCUAAAACAAGCGAGUCAACCAGUACUAUUUCAACCGAACCAUCUACAGAGGAUGAAGCCACUUCAGCCACACCUACAACAUCUACAGAGGCAACCUCAGCUACUACACUCGAAUCAACACGGCAGACAGGAUAUUCUACGUCAUACCCCUGGACAUCUAGAUCGCCUUCGCUGACAUCUUCCUCUAAAACAGAGGUGCAUACAUCAGGUACACCUACGUCUGAGACAGCAACAUCGUAUACAACGACCGCGUCCCCUACAACAGAUGUAUAUACCACGUCAUCUUCAGAGAUAAUUACAUCAUCACCAGCAAGCGUCACAGCAGGUAUGUUAAUCAAACUACAUACACACUCUCAGGUAAGCAUGUAUACAUGUUAGGUUACUUCACUGAAAUAUUACAUCGACUGUACAUAAAUAUAUAUCAUAUAUAUUAUAUAUCAUGCGAUAAAUGUAUCAGUUUGCUAACUCUCAUUUAACAUUCAUAUUAUGUUCAUAUGUAAUAUGUUUCAUAUGAACGUCUCAUGCCAUUACAUGUCUUAUAGCUUUCAGUUCCACUGGUACAUUGCUAAAGCAAUAAUAAUAAUAAUAAUAAUAAUAAUAAUAAUAAUAAUAAUAAUAAUAAUAAUAAUAAUAAUAUAUAAAUAAAAUAUUAUGGAUGUCAACUUCUUUAUUAUGAGGAACACGACGUUUCGGAGUAUAUGCUUACUCCUUCAAUAGGCUGAUGAAUGCCAUACCAUGCAGAGACCAUAUAUAUGUACAUGUAAGGACACCAAAAUUAAUAAGAUAAGAAAAGGUGGAAAAUAACAAAGGGUAGACACUUACAAGGGAAGCCAACAUAUGAUUAGAAACAGACAAUGGAAGCCAACCGAAACGUUGUGUUCCUCAUAAAAAGAAGUUUACAUCCAUAAAUUAUCUUCCUUAUGUGUAUGACUUCUAAAUGCCUUUCAAAGACCUGAAAGUCUUUAUUGUCUGUAACGACGUUUCAGGGAUGCUUCUUUUCCCUUCAUCACCGGCUACAACAACGCCAUUCGUCUGAUAAAGGGCCAAGGAGUAACCUUGAAAUGACGUUACAAACAAGAAGUUGUUUUCUGCCUUCGUGUUACUAUUGAAUUGUUGUUGUCGCUUGUUCUAAAUGUCAAUUAAAGAUUUUUAACCACGUGUGUUGACCCCUAGAAUGGUUUAUGUAUUUGUAUGAAUGCAAUGCUGUAUAUCUGUACAUUUGGAAUGAGUGGUAUGUUGGGCAUGAUUGAAGUGUGCAUUACGUGCCAGUAGUGAGAUGAGCGGUGUCCGGGCAGGUUAACAAGUCCAUCCUGACAAUGUCAUGCUCCACCCAGUUAAAGGUGAGUGUUUCAGUAUCCCGUCUGAAGCUUCCCUUGCUGACAGCCAUGAGCGGUAAGUGGAAUGGUAGGUAUGAUAAACCAAAACGCAGUAACCAGGUGUGUACAUUUAUGUAUACGUGUCCGUAAUCAGUAUACAUGGACCUUGUCUAAUCUGGCAUCGCGCAGAAACGGAAAUGAUGCCGGUUAAGACAGGGAGACGGGCUUCUCAGAGUUUGUCCCCCGAUAGUCAUUUCUAGGAGGUUGAACUUUAACUUUAACUGGGAACUUUAAAAGGGAUAAUCAGACAUGUCAUUCUGUAAAAACAAUUAAAUAAAUUAUACAUUUCACAUUUUAUGAGAAUCCAUUUUGUGUAUCACUGAAAUAUGAAAAGAUAUCCAUCACAGUGGAGUAGUGUAUGUAAAAUUGUAUAUUGGUAUCUGCGUGUUGAUAUGCAGCGAAACCCCUAUAGUCUGGACACUGUUAGUUCAUAAACCUAAUGAUAACUGUAUACCUUCUCUAUACGAUUUAAGGACCAUUCAUUAAUCCGGACGACUUUAUUGCUGACCGUGCUGAAUAAUGGGGUUUCACUUUAAAUGUGACGUCUACUAGUAUUCUUUAUACGUCCCUCACUCACUCUAGGGUGAUCGUCGUCCUAGUAUAGCCUAGAUGUAUGUGUACUACUGCAUGUACUUUGUCCUCAGGUACUGAAGCUUUUUGUUAUUUUAGAUGUGUAACCCAAGAAUAUUUUCUCAGAAAAAGAAGGGAGUUGGUGUAAUAUAAUAAUAAUGUAUUGACUGAACUAAGACGCCACAGGUCCAUACAAUUUUACAUAUUUUCAAAAAGUAUGCGUUUUAUCUGAGCAUAUUUUGUAAUAUUCAUUUUCUGUAGACAUAAGCAUUAAAAUAUAAUACAUUAUAUGUCAUAUGUCAGAUAAUAUGUAUAUUACCAAUGACAAUAAUUGUGCUUUUAUUACAUAAUGGUAAUUGUUACAUAAUGAUUACAUAAGGUUAAAUUCAUAUUCUGCGCUCUUCAACGUACAUGUACAGUUGUUCAGGGUUCCACUGUAUUUACUUUUAUAAUGCAUUAGGUCAUAUUAUCCUGACUGCAACUAAUGCUAUAUAAAUAUUUAAUAUCUGGUUUAAAGGUCCAAACGCCGAACUACAAAUACAUACAGUGUCCAGGUAUGAAGGGUCCUUACUCGUGAAGCAAGAGGUGAUAGUGAAGCAGUACAAACACCCGGUGCAACAUCGGACGCAGUGACACCCUCAUUGUGCAUAGCCCUGUCCAAAGACAACACGACUUGGUACUGGAGACAUGUAGACACGCCGUGAACACCUGGUGUCUCAAUUUAGACAACACAUUGAUGCAGGAAGACAUGUUGUUGGCACCUGGUGUCACGUGAGAUAGUAUGGCUCGGUACUGGAGACAAGCCGUUGGCACAUGGCGUCACACGUGAGACAACAUGGAGACACGCCAUAGACACCUGGCCACGUGUGCUAUAUAUGUUUGGUUCAAAUGGAUUACCCUGUGUUGUAAGUGCAAGGCCUCCCUACCUCAAACAUAAACCUGGUUAUGUGCUUAUGUAACUGAGAAGACUCAGCCAAGGAAUGGCUGGUUGUAUAUGUGGGUGAUACCAUUUCAAUGAAGAGGCAGGAAGCAAGUGCAGUGUAUUCAACCUUGUCUUAUGUUUGUUUUAAGCUGUCUGCAGGCUGGGGUGUCUACAAAUGGGGAGCCACCGUCGUCUCAUCUGAGACAUUCUGAGCCAGCACGGCUUCAUGGUGGAGACACGUAAUGAAACCUGGGGUCUCUUUAUCUUGUGAUUACAGGACUCUUUAUCAGUUGUCCAGUGACCUUAACUAAACAGGGGCGCAUCUUCAGCUACCUUGACCAACGCACACUCGAGAUACGACUGAAAAUGCAUGCUGGUCUGUUUCGAAACACCUGCGUCAUCAGUGAUUUACUGUGAUCCACUUGGGUUUCCAUGACAACUUUCCUAGCAGCAUCACGGACACCCGUCAUUGUGGACACCUGCCAUUACGGACACUCAUUGCGAACAACUGUUAUAACGGACACUCGUAGCGGGCACCUGUCUUUUCAGACACUCAUUGCGGACACCUGUCAUCACGGACAAUCAUAGAGCGCACCUGUCACCGCAGAUGCCUACAGUGUGAGCGGCACAUCUCAUCUAACUGUUCUGUGACCUGGACUUAUAGUUAACUCACAAGUAAAACUGGUGUAUAGUACAAGCGACUGGCCAUACUCUAAAAGUGCCCCCAUCCAUAAAUUAUUGAAGUAA